AUGGGGUUCCUGUUUUCCAAACCGCCUCCUAAAAAGGAAGAGUUCUCCUGCGAAAUGUACAGCGACAAAUUUUUCGCUCUAUGCGCGGCGGGAGGCGCGCUCGCUUGCGGUCUCACACACACCUUCGUCACGCCGCUCGACCUGGUCAAGUGUCGCCUACAAGUCGACCCUAAGAAGUACGGCUCACUAUUCAAAGGCUUUGGGAUCUCAUAUAACGAAGGCGGCGCCGCGAAUCUCGUGAAGGGAUGGGCGCCUACAUUAUUCGGUUAUUCGCUCCAAGGUGGAGUGAAGUUUUCCGGCUACGAAUUUUUCAAGUACAAGUAUGCUUCAAUGGUGGACGAGGAGACGGCGUUCCUGAAGCGAACCUACCUGUACCUGGCCGCGUCUGCGUCCGCCGAGAUGGUGGCAGACGUGUUCCUCGCGCCGUUUGAGGCCACGAAGGUGCGGAUGCAGACGACUCCUUGCUACACGUCACAAAUGCGCGUCGCCAUGCCUCUCAUGAUUCAUACUGACGGCUUCGGUGUGUUUUACCGCGGACUCCUGCCGCUGUGGGCGAGACAGGUGCCCUACACCAUGAUGAAGUUCUCAUCUUUCGAGAAGGUGCUCGAGUACUUGUACGCGAAUGUAGUACCGAGACCGAGGGAGCAGUGCACUAAAGCGGAACAGCUGAUGGCAACGUUCUCGGCGGGGUAUAUCGCGGGCGUGUUAUGUGCCAUCGUGAGCCAUCCCGCGGAUAUGAUCGUGUCCAAGCUGAACAAGGACCCGACCUCGUCCAUCGGCGGCAUCCUCGCCGAGGUGGGCAUGUUCGGGAUCUGGCGCGGGCUGGUGGCUCGUAUCAUAAUGAUCGGCACGCUCACCGGCCUGCAGUGGUUCAUAUACGACGGGUUCAAGGUGUACACGGGCAUGCCGCGGCCGCCGCCUCCUGAGAUGCCGGAGUCACUCAAAAAGAAGAUGAAGGAACAGAAAUGA
This is a messenger RNA of Pectinophora gossypiella (pink bollworm), 969 nucleotides long. RefSeq names its product phosphate carrier protein, mitochondrial-like. The transcript has a single exon. Lineage: Eukaryota; Metazoa; Arthropoda; Insecta; Lepidoptera; Gelechiidae. Gene Ontology annotation, cellular component: mitochondrial inner membrane. The record is from RefSeq and is a predicted model, not a curated record. Gene Ontology annotation, molecular function: phosphate transmembrane transporter activity. Bases 1 to 969 code for a protein of 322 amino acids. Gene Ontology annotation, biological process: mitochondrial phosphate ion transmembrane transport.